GGCUGAGGUUUCUCACUCAUUUGACGACCGAUAUAUCCGAUGACCAACUUGACUCUCUCGAAGAAUUGGUAUCGCACUAUAAGCACACUGACCAUUCUUGCUACGUGCAAGUACGAGCUCAAUCUGCAAGAGACCCUGGAGUGGGAGCGGAGAAAGCGGUUGCAAAACCCCGCUGUGUCGAGGAAGGCCAUCGCAAAACCAGCGCGUGCCGCAGUGCCACGCGACUUAAACUGGUUCCUCACUCAAGGGUGGAUCAAAAACCCAGAGGCUCGUAGGUAUGACACUGUCAUUCGCUUGGCUUCGAUCUUGUCUCGUCUCGAGAGUCUCGACACCGUCAAACUAGAGCCAGCUAUGGUGUGGGAAAAUCAGGUGAUCAGCCAACAUGCUAUCGGGAUGGAUCUUCGGGAUGUGCAUUUUAUAGCCUUGAUGGCCAUGGCCCGAAGCAGUACCCCCGUUUCCACAUUGGAUGUCUUUCGCGAUCCCGCGUUCUCAGGUUUUAGUUUCGGGGGUCUGGGAGAUGCAGUAAGUUUAUAUUCGCCUGAGCUGACGAUUAUUGGGGCAAGAUUAAUUAAAGACUUUGAAGUUGAGCGUGAUCACUGCAAGGGGCCCGGACUCGCGCACAAGUAACGACACCACUAGCCUUGCACGUUUUCUCCAAUUCACUCCUUAUCUUCGUCAGUUUGAUCUGGACUUGCGAGUAUCUUCUUUCGAUCAGGCCAACAGCGACGAAAUAUUUGUAGCCGUGGC
Messenger RNA from Aspergillus campestris IBT 28561, 747 nucleotides. RefSeq lists its product as uncharacterized. The transcript has a single exon. Bases 427 to 627 code for a protein of 66 amino acids. The record is from RefSeq and is a predicted model, not a curated record. Lineage: Eukaryota; Fungi; Ascomycota; Eurotiomycetes; Eurotiales; Aspergillaceae.